Priceomyces carsonii is the source of this 783-nucleotide messenger RNA. RefSeq names its product casein kinase 2 regulatory subunit (gene CKB2). Gene Ontology annotation, cellular component: protein kinase CK2 complex; cytoplasm; UTP-C complex. Bases 1 to 783 code for a protein of 260 amino acids. The record is from RefSeq and is a predicted model, not a curated record. NCBI's taxonomy places the organism in Eukaryota, Fungi, Ascomycota, Pichiomycetes, Serinales, Debaryomycetaceae. Gene Ontology annotation, biological process: regulation of transcription by RNA polymerase III. The transcript has a single exon. Gene Ontology annotation, molecular function: protein kinase regulator activity.
AUGGCGAACGAAGAAUAUCUUACUGAUUCAAGUUCAGAUUUUACAGAAUACUGGAUAGAUUUAUUUUUAGGAAUCAAAGGGAACGAGUACUUCUGUGAUAUUGACGAUGAGUAUAUCCGUGAUAGAUUUAAUUUGACUGGACUCAAUCAAGAAGUAAGCAAAUUACCAACUUUGAUCGAUAUUAUAACAGAUGUGGUUGAUAUAGAACUGCAACCAGAAGAACACAGAGAUGCUUUGGAACACAACGCAAGAAUUUUGUACGGUCUAAUCCAUGCAAGGUAUAUUUUGACGUCCAGAGGCCUAAACAAAAUGUUUGAAAAAUACAGAAAUGGCGAUUUUGGAUAUUGCCCUAGGGUUCAUUGUCAGUUGCAUCCAUUACUUCCUAUUGGCUUACAUGAUCAGCCCAGGCUAGCAUCAGUUAAGCUAUAUUGUGCGAAAUGUGAAGACAUAUAUAAUCCUAAGUCAGGAAGGCAUGCAGUUGUCGACGGAGCAUAUUUUGGGACUUCUUUUCCUGCCAUGUUUUUUCAGAAUUUCCCACAGAUAGUCCCAAUACAUUCUAAAGAAACUUAUGUGCCAAGGGUAUUUGGCUUUAAACUUCAUGAAUAUUCGAAGCUAACUAGGUGGCGGGAUAUGCAGAGAAUGAAACUUGAAAAGAGGUUGAUCAAAAGUGGAAUAGACAUAGAUAAUGUGGUUGGGGGAUUUAUGACAAAAGCGAAACCUAAUAACACGUCAAGUAUUGAUGACAAGGAGAGAUCACAACCUGCCAUUGCAAUUAAGCAGUAG